CAGUAAUCUGACACCCAGAGGGACUGAGAGAGCAGAAGGAUGGACUCUUAACUCUGCUGGAAGAACGGAAGGAGCAGUCAUCCAAAAAGCUCCAGCGAGAGCAGAGGAGAAGAGAAAACGCUGUGCGCAACAAACAAACCCCGUGGCAGCAGCAGCAGCAGCGGAGGAGAGACAGAGAGACAGAGAGACACAGAGAGACACAGAGAGACAGAGCUGUCUCCAAAGAACAACAAGCUGCUGUUCGCCUCAAAUGAUCUCAAGGAGACAAGUUUCACUUUCCACGGGCGGAUGGGUGACUUUCCACGGCGCUUUGUGAGGAGGAGAUGAUGAAGAAUUUCAGCAGCAGCAACAACCAGACUCCGAACCACGUCCGAGAGCGAGAGCGAGAGCGAAACAACAGAAAGCACAGCUUACUCUCCAGCAUACCGCUGCGUUUCUCCCUGCGAGGUUAUGGUUUCUGCAUGGCUACACUCUUCCUCUUCUGUUUCGGCUCUCUUUUUUACCAGCUGAACGGAGGACCUCCUAAAAUCCUGCUGGACAUCCGACAAUAUCUGGGGAUGUGUGGCAAAAAUCUCCGGUCGGUCAAAAUGGCCACCGCCCGGCUCUUUAUCCAUAAGGACAGACUAGCGAGACAGCUGGUGUCGUACCCACGUGUCCACAAGCACAGACGAGGUGAAUCUACAUAUCUGGAUGACCACGGACCCCCUGCUCCUAGAGUCCUCCCAUUCCCCAGCCAGGUGGUUUAUAACCGUGUGGGGAAGUGCGGCAGCCGGACAGUGGUCAUCUUACUGCGGUUACUGGCUGAGAAGCACCAGUUCAACCUCGUCUCCUCUGACAUCCACAAUAAAACACGCCUCACGAAACAUGAACAGGUUGAUCUCAUGAAGAACAUCAGUAAUAUCCCUCAGCCGUUCCUCUACACACGACAUGUUCACUUCCUGAACUUCACCAGGUUCAGGAUAGAGCAGCCCGUCUAUAUCAACAUAAUCCGGGAUCCCAUCAACCGGUUCCUGUCCAACUACUUCUUCCGUCGCUUUGGGGACUGGCGGGGAGAGCAGAACCACCUCAUCCGCACUCCAGGGAUGAAAGACGAUGAGAGAUACCUGGAUAUCAACGUGUGCAUUCUAGAGAAUUACCCCGAGUGCUCCAACCCCCGGGUUUUCUACAUCAUUCCCUACUUCUGUGGACAGCAUCCUCAAUGCAGGGAGCCUGGAGUCUGGGCUCUGGAGCGAGCCAAGCAGAAUGUGCUGGAGAACUAUCUUAUUGUUGGUAUCCUGGAAGAGCUGGAGGAUGUUCUCCUCCUGCUGGAGAGGCUCUUACCUCAUUACUUUACAGGGGUACUUAACAUUUACAGGAGCCCGGACUACAGGAAGAUGGGGAACAUGACAGGCACGGUACGGAAACAAACGCCCACCCUGGAGGCCCUGCAGGUGCUGUACCACCGCAUGCGCUACGAGUACGAGUUCUACAACUUCAUCCGCGACCAGUUCCAUCUCAUGAAGAAAAAAAUUGGCCUCAAGUCUAUCUCAAAAGCCCCCGCCCACUCACCUUCUUUCCUCCGGGAGCUUACCCUCCGAACCCCAGAGCCUCUGGAUGAAGAUGAGGAGAUGGACACGGACCUUGAGGACGCCAACAGCUGGCUGGUCCAUUCAUAAGUGCUGUUCAGUGACCAGUGGAUGUGGUCAACAAAAAAAAAGCUGAUUGGCUAGAAAUAGCUAGAGACAGCCGGAGGCAGCCUGAAGACAAAGGGGAGCGUUCCCCGUCUUUCAGCAUUUCCAAGAAAAGUAAGGAGUGUUAAGAGGUGUGAGGAUCAUGGUGCUUGUGUUUCUACGACCUCCGUUUUCCAUCUCCUAUCAUGAAAGGCUCAGCACUGAGGACUAUAGGGUCCAAUUAUUGGAAGGACAAAAACGCUGUAUUUAAAAUUGACCAAGAACAAUGGGAAAUAACGUUGAGCUCAUUCCGCUUGACUCGAAAUUUUGCUUUAUUUUAUUCUAUUUUAUUGGUCUGUUUACAUAAGAAAUAAAGGAAAAAUAAACUAUCAUUGCUGUCAUCUCCAGGAGAGAUCGGCACAAGAUGUAGACGGAUAAACGUGCUGGGGAAUAUUUUAAAUGUUGGUCACUGAGAUGUUUUCAGUGUGAGUGGACUUCAGAGACUUUGCCCAAGAAAGAAGAUCAUACUUAAUGACAGGAGAAAUUUCCUAGCUGGAAUGGAAAUUGUAUCCAUGAAUAAAAAAAGUGCCAAAAGUCUUAUAUGUAUAUUAGUCACCAGAACUGUUGUAAGUGCCAAACCUUGCUAAGAGUCCCGGAAAUUGAGGAACCUCUGCGUGCAUCAGCAAUGUGACACUGUCAAGUCACUUGUUACAGUAUUGAUUUAUAACAUUAUUUUAAUUUGUAAAAUAUUAUUAGGUAUAAAUGAGGGUUAAACAGUGAGCACUCAAUUACGAAUUCAGAGAAUUCCAUCUGUGUGUGCAUGAAUGAUUGAGUUUCAGUUUCAGCAGUGUACUUACGCAUAGAUUUAUCACGUGGGACAUGACAUUAGUUGAAAAUAUCGUCUAAUAUAAAUAUAAGACUACAAAAAAAAAGCAUUUAUGGAGUAUGGUUGGUUUAACCCAAAGUUUGAAAGAUUGAGAUUGCCAAAUAGCAGUAUUUAUACUGUGAUGCGUUACAAAACUGUAUGAAUAUACUGCACUUUUUUGUGAGGUGACCUUUCCUGUAACUACAGCAAAAGAAAAGAGGGAUUUGGUCACAACUGAUUACUAAUUUGCCUUUAAUUCCAAAUAAGAUUGUGCUACUUUUAAACAUUCAUUUUGGUCUGUUUUUGUCUCUCAUCGUCAUCAACAGCAACAGCAGCUCGUCAGAAUGCAUGAUUCUUCAUCAAAAAUUAUGCAAAGAACAGUAACCAUAAGCUAAUAUCUGAUAGUCGUCUACAUAUUUCACUUUACCAUCCUAAUCAACAUUGUCUGUACAUUUCUCAUUGUGAUUGUGUCUCUUUCUUUUGCCCGUUUAAUUUAUUAUUUUGUAUUCAUUUGCAUUCCAGAUAAGAUUCUCAGGAAGGAAGAAAAAAAAAAGUUUCAUAACUUGUAUCUUUGGCCUCUGGUGGAUAUGAACCUAACAUUUGGCAUCUUAAGGGCAUCUCGAAUGUGUUUAUGUCGACAGCUGAAAACUGGUUCACAACUAAUGCAGUCAGUCAUUUUACAGCCUUCAAAAUAAAUGUCCUCUCUAACCAUUGCA
Messenger RNA from Solea solea (common sole), 3230 nucleotides. It is a transcript of the gene usta, whose product is annotated as uronyl 2-sulfotransferase a. Gene Ontology annotation, molecular function: sulfotransferase activity. The coding region runs from base 324 to 1655 and encodes 443 amino acids. The transcript is spliced from 9 exons. Gene Ontology annotation, cellular component: membrane. The record is from RefSeq and is a predicted model, not a curated record. NCBI's taxonomy places the organism in Eukaryota, Metazoa, Chordata, Actinopteri, Pleuronectiformes, Soleidae.